UAUUUUACAAGAUUUUAGAGAUAUGGAACACUUCAAAAGUAGAACCACAGUGAUCAAGAGAUUAGGGAUGCUGAAAGCUCAUCUGACUGCUGCGAGGACAGGAGAUGAUAUUUAUAAGAAUGUUUUGCCUAAAGAUCUCAUAAAUGAGGAACUGAAGGCAUCAAUUUCUCAUUUCGAGCAAAAACAUCAAGAUAAUAUCUUAAAAGCCAAGCACAAGUUCUUGGACUACCAGCAGAUGAUCAUGAAGCCUGGGUGGAAACUGGAGAAAGAGAUCAAGUACAAAGGUGGCAGUGGUAAGCUAUGGAGCAACUCUGAUAAAAAAUCCGGGCUUAAUGCCAUCCUCAGGGAGAUUGAGAUCAAUGUACCACACAUACCUGCCUGUGACUUCUUCAAAGAUGAAAUCAGAUUCUCAAAGCUGAAUGAGAACUUGAAAGAGACUAAAAUAGUAGAGGAUCUUAAGAACGAGUCAUCUUAUAUUUACCACUGAUUCAAGGGAAAUAUAGUCGUAUCAGACAGAGAUUUCUCUCUAUUUAAGCAUUGAUUUACCCUACCAGAUGGAAGAUUCGCGAUAGUGAGCUUCUCAGUCAACCACCCCAAGAUGCCUGAGAGGAGAAAGAAGGUGAGAGCUCAUGCUGACCUGUCUGUAUAUCUCAUUACGCCGAUGGGAGAUGAUAAAAUCCUUGUGCAAACUAUCCAAAAUGGGGAUCCUAAGGGAAGUAUUCCAACUGCUUUGGUCAACAACAGGGCUACUAAGCAGUUGGAUGCUUUAGUUCAGAUCAAAAAACAUCUUGAGAAAACUAUUAGGAGAUAAACCUUAUUGGACAUAUCAUGUACUGAGUAAUAGGCUUAUUCAAU
Moneuplotes crassus is the source of this 855-nucleotide messenger RNA. The record is from the annotation of a GenBank genome assembly. NCBI's taxonomy places the organism in Eukaryota, Ciliophora, Spirotrichea, Euplotida, Euplotidae.